Lolium rigidum is the source of this 2988-nucleotide messenger RNA. Its product is annotated as alpha-xylosidase 1-like. The record is from RefSeq and is a predicted model, not a curated record. The transcript is spliced from 3 exons. Gene Ontology annotation, molecular function: carbohydrate binding; hydrolase activity, hydrolyzing O-glycosyl compounds. The coding region runs from base 1 to 2790 and encodes 929 amino acids. NCBI's taxonomy places the organism in Eukaryota, Viridiplantae, Streptophyta, Magnoliopsida, Poales, Poaceae. Gene Ontology annotation, biological process: carbohydrate metabolic process.
AUGGACGCUCCCCACCUCCUCCUGCCAUGGCGCCUUCUUCUCCUCGUGUUGUUGACCUUGGCAGGCAGCAGCACGGCCAGCAAUGGCGCCUCUGCGCCGGCACCGGCGCCCAAGCCGGUUGGGUUCGGGUACAAGCUGGUGUCUUUGGUGGAGCGCCCCAACGGGGGUGGCCUCGUCGGGUACCUCCGGGUGAAGCAGCGCACCUCCACCUACGGCCCUGACAUCCCUCGCCUCAGGCUCUUCGUCAAGCACGAGACGAAGGACAGGGUGAGGGUGCAGAUAACGGACGCGGCGAAGCAGAGGUGGGAGGUGCCCUACGACCUGCUCCCGCGCGAGCCGUCCCCGCCGCUCGCCGCCACCUGCCCCGGCCCCCCCUUCACCGCCGCCGAGUACGCCGGCGAGGACCUGGUCUUCACCUACGGCCGCGACCCGUUCUGGUUCGCCGUGCACCGGAAAUCCACCCGGCAGCCGCUCUUCAACACCAGCCACUCCCCGCUCGUCUUCAAGGACCAGUACCUCGAGCUCACCACCCGGCUCCCCGGCGACGCGGCGCUGUACGGGCUCGGCGAGAACACGCAGCCGGGCGGGAUGAAGCUCCGGCCCAACGACCCCUACACGCUCUACACCACCGACGCCUCCGCCAUCAACCUCAACACCGACCUCUACGGCUCCCACCCGGUGUACGUGGACCUCCGGAGCGUCGCCGGCCGCGGCGUCGCGCACGCCGUGCUGCUGCUCAACAGCAACGGCAUGGACGUCGUGUACCGGGGCACCUCGCUCACCUACAAGGUCAUCGGCGGGCUCCUCGACUUCUACUUCUUCGCCGGCCCGACGCCGCUCGCCGUCGUCGACCAGUACACCACCUUGAUCGGCCGCCCCGCGCCCAUGCCCUACUGGGCGUUUGGGUUCCACCAAUGCAGGUGGGGAUACCAGAACAUUUCAGUAGUCGAGGGUGUCGUGGAGGGCUACCGGAAUGCAGAUAUCCCCCUCGACGUGAUCUGGAACGAUGAUGACCAUAUGGACGCCGCCAAGGACUUCACGCUUGACCCCGUGAAUUACCCGCGCCCGAAGCUGUUGGCGUUCCUCGACAAGAUCCACGCACGGGGGAUGAAGUACAUUGUCCUUAUCGACCCUGGCAUCGCCGUGAACAACUCCUAUGGCGUGUACCGGCGCGGCAUGGAGCGCGACAUCUUCAUCAAGCUAGAUGGGCAGCCCUACCUCGCACAAGUGUGGCCUGGCCCGGUCUACUUCCCGGACUUCAUAAACCCCAACGGCGCGUCGUGGUGGAUCGACGAGGUGCGGAGGUUCCACGAGCUUGUACCCGUGGACGGGCUGUGGAUCGACAUGAACGAGGCCUCCAACUUCUGCACUGGCAAGUGCACGAUCCCGACAAAGCACAAGUGCCCGAUCCCAGACUCGAAGGAGCCAUGGCUAUGCUGCCUGGACUGCAAGAACCUCACCAACACAAGAUGGGACGAGCCACCUUACAAGAUCAAUGCUUCCGGGCAGUCGGCUCGUCUCGGCUUCAACACCAUUGCCACCAGCGCCAUGCACUACAAUGGCAUCCUGGAGUACAACGCGCACAGCUUGUAUGGCUUUUCGCAAGCCAUUGCCACGCACAAGGGGCUGCAGAGCAUCCAGGGCAAGAGGCCGUUCGUCCUGACGCGGUCCACGUUCGUCGGCUCUGGCGCCUACGCCGCGCACUGGACCGGCGACAACAAGGGCACCUGGGAGAACCUCCGGUACUCCAUCUCCACGAUCCUCAACUUCGGCAUCUUCGGCAUGCCGAUGGUCGGCGCCGACAUCUGCGGGUUCUACCCGGCAGGCGAGCCGCCGCUGGAGGAGCUGUGCAGCCGGUGGAUCGAGCUCGGCGCCUUCUACCCGUUCUCCAGGGACCACGCCAACUUCGCGUCGCCGAGGCAGGAGCUGUACCAGUGGGCGUCCGUGGCGAAGUCGGCCCGGAACGCGCUCGGCAUGCGGUACAGGAUGCUCCCAUACCUGUACACGCUCAACUACCAGGCGCACCUCACCGGCGCCCCUGUGGCGCGGCCGCUCUUCUUCUCGUUCCCGGACUUCACGCCGUGCUACGGGGUGAGCAACCAGUUCCUGCUCGGCGCCGGCGUCAUGGUGUCCCCGGUGCUCGAGCAGGGCGCGACGUCCGUCAGCGCCGUGUUCCCGCCGGGCACGUGGUACAACCUCUUCGACACCAGCAAGGUCGUCGUUUCCAGCGGCGCCACGGUCAAGCUCGACGCGCCGCUGAACGAGAUCAACGUGCACGUGCACCAGAACACGAUCCUGCCGCUGCAGCGCGGCGGCACCAUCUCCAGGGACGCGCGCGCGACGCCCUUCACGCUGGUGGUGGCGUUCCCGCUCGGCGCCGCCGAGGCGGACGCGGAGGGCGCCGUGUACGUGGACGAGGACGAGCGCCCGGCCAUGGUGCUGGCCGAGGGGCAGGCGACGUACGCGCGGUUCCACGCGUCCGUGCGCGGCGGCAAGGAGGUGACCGUGCGGUCGCAGGUGUCCAUGGGGAGCUUCAGCAUGCGCAAGGGGCUCGUCGUCGAGAAGAUCGCGGUGCUGGGGCUGCACGGCGCCGGCAGGGACCUCGCCAUCAAGGUGGACGGCUCAGACGCCGCUGCCAUUGCCACGUCGAGCCCCUACUUCGCAGGUGCGGCGGGGGAGGAAGAGGCCGUGGAGGGCGGGCAGAGAAGCGUCACAAUGGAGGUCGCUGGGCUGGAGCUGCCGCUGGGCAAGAGCUUCACCAUGACAUGGAACAUGCACAUCGAAGCAUAGACCAGAGUCACCACUCACCAGACUCUGCUCGUGCUUCUAUGUGCAAGUUCCUAUCUAAUUGGGAGUGUAGUUCAAGUUCCCGCCAUGCUGGUGCUCCUGUAACUUGUGUGGUGGGUUACCCUCAAACACUAUCUGUGAACACUGAUUCGGCCAUUGGAGUUGCAGAGAAUAAAACUGCAUUUUUACAGUGACUAGUUA